UCAGUUAGUUGUCAGAUGUGAAUUCUGUAAUUGUGAUAUGAAAAUAGUGCUAUUUAAUUAAAAAGGCGGCGAUAUGGAUAUGGACGAGAAAUAUGAAUCCGUUAAAUUAUGUUAUGCAGUUCAUAAAUACUCCAGCUAUUCGGCGAAUUAUGUCCCUCAAAACAUCAUGGUUAACAACCCCUCUGAUCAAUUAUCAAGAUGGUUUACGGACAGUUCAAAUGCCAACAUGCUGCAACCACAAUAUAUUAUCCUCAAGUUAAAAUCCUUGUCAAUAGUAGACACUAUAAUAUUUGGUAAAUAUUUAAAACCACAUGUGAGUGAUCUCAAGAAGUUUCAAGUGUUUGGUGGAACGGAUGAAAAUAACUUUUCUCUACUUUUAUCAGCUGGUCUGAAAAAGGAUAGUGCACCGGAGACUUUCAAACUCAGGAAUAGAACUACGGAAGGACUCUACUUGCCUGUGCAGUACAUCAAAAUUGUUCCCCUACUUUCUUGGGGUCCGGCUUACAAUUAUACCAUAUGGUAUGUCGAAUUGCACGGCACAAAUCAAGAAGAUCUGGUCCAGAAUGCCAUGGAAACUUUCAACUUGCGUAAAGAGGAAGAGGCAGUUCGUAUACUGUUGAAGCAUUUACGCCGGCGACGGUACAAAGACGCGUUCGAAGCGUUAUCCAGGGAAAGCGGCGUCCAGCUCGAAGGACCAACACAGUCCAGGCUAUGGAAUGCAUUGGUCGAAAACGGAGACUACAAGUUAGCUGAAGAGAUUUUAGAAGAGGCUAUGAAUGAGGGUGAGAUGGAUUGGUACCUGUCAUGGCAGCCAUACCAACCGGAAUGGAGGCAGCUGUCGCCUUGCUCGGCGGCGGUGGAGGCGCGGCUGUGCUGCGGAGACAACGUGCCGCCCACGCCGCGCCCUCGCCCACACGAGCUCGCGUGUGCGGACCGCGAGCCCCGAAUGGAGCUGCCAGUUAACACUGCAAGAUCUUAUUACAACUCUUCUGAGUUGCUGAACGGCGGGGCAGUAGGGGCAGGUGCGGCGGGGGUGGAGGGUGCGGAUGCGUGCGAGGCGGGGUGCGGGGGAGCGUGCACGGCGCGCCCCGGACCGCGCGGUGGUCACCAGCUAGUCGUCGACACCAACACAGGUACUCUAUACUUGUUCGGUGGAUGGAACGGUACGGAGGACCUGGACGACCUGUGGAGCUACAGCACGGGUGAGGAGAGGUGGUCGCUGCUGUGCCGACAUAGCAGCCAGGUGGGCGGACCCUCACCUAGGUCUUGCCACAAGAUGGUCUUCGAUCCAGUCAACGAUCGCCUAUACACGCUCGGACGGUACCUCGACAAUGCUCAGAGAGUGCCAGCCAAUAUGAAUAGCGAGCUGUACGUGUACGAUGUGUCGGCGGGGGCGUGGUCUCUGGCGUGCGCAAACACGGCGGGGGCGGGGGGACCGCGCCUCGUCUUCGACCACCAGAUGUGUCUCGACGCUGACACGCAGACCAUAUACGUCUUCGGUGGACGAGUGCUGCCCUCUAACACCGAGGAGCUGGUGAGCCCGCAGUACUCCGGCCUGUACGCGUACUACAUCAGCAGCAACACGUGGCAGCAGCUGCUGGCUGACCGGCACGAGCUGCCCGCACCGCAGCCGCGCGUCUCUCACUCCAUGCUCUUCCAUCCAGUGCAGCGUCGCCUGUACAUGUUCGCGGGGCAGCGCAACAAGGAGCAGCUGCUGGACCUGUGGUGGUGGGACGUGGGCGAGGGGCGGUGCGGUGCGCUGUGUGCCGGCGCCGCCGCCUGCCCCCCGCCCGCCGCCGGCUUCACCCAGCGCGCCACGCUCGAUCCCGACACUGACGAGAUGUUCGUGCUCUCGGGCAUGAGCAAGGAGAAAGACAAGCGCGUGUACAACUCGCUGUGGGUGUUCUCGCUGCGUCGGAUGACGUGGACGUGCGUGUACCGCAACGACAGCGUCACCCCCGCGGAGCCACGCCCACGCUUUGCGCACCAGCUCGUCUACGAUCCUGUUAGGAAGAUCCACUACCUGUUCGGCGGCAAUCCGGGCACGGCGGCCAGCCCGCGGCUGCGGCUGGACGACCUGUGGGCGCUGCGACUGAGGCGCGUGUCUCGCGGCGGAGUGUGGCGCGCUCUCCGUGCCACCCUGCGCGAGGCACACUACCGCGAGAUGGCCGCCGCGCCGGAGCUGCGUCCGCAGGCCCUACAUUACCUGCGGCACGAUCUAAGCGCUGCGCUCGACCAUUGCGACCCCGCACAGGUGUCACAGUUCCAGAAACUGGCGACGGCGCUGUUCACGAGCCCGCCGGCGGAGUGGAACGCCGCAUGCGCACUGACGCCGCACCGCACGCGUACGCUGGCCCGCCGCCGAGCUCGCCGCACGCCGCACGCGGACCUCGCGCACGCUCUCGCUGCGGUGCUAGGCGCGGAUGACUCGUGCCUGGACUCGCCGCAGCCGUUCGAGGAAGUGCGCCCGCCCACGCCGGACACGUGGGACGUGGGCGAAGUGGGCGGGGCGUGUGAGGGCGCGGCCAGUGAGGAGGAGGAGGAGGCGGGGUGGGCGGCGCGCGACGCUCGUGUGCGUCUCUACGACCGCCUGUGCACGUACUUCCGGCCCAGCACGGUGCCGCCGCGCGCUGACGUUGGCGACCUCAUCGCACUCUAAGGCGGGCAAGUUGAAGCAAAAUGCAAAGGAAGUCACCGACUUUGGAGGAAUGAAUGGUUAAAACGUACUGAUGACAUUAUUGUAUCGUAUUAUCUCUGAUUCGGUAAAUUUAUGGUCAAUGAGGCAUUAAAUUACAUUUAUUUUAGAUCUUAUUUAAUUGGAAUAAGGUUUAUUUUGCUUUGUUUUACUGUAUAAUUUAUUAAAUGUACAAUGCGCAUAUUUCAAUGCAAGUAAUAAUUUCGA
Papilio xuthus (Asian swallowtail) is the source of this 2902-nucleotide messenger RNA. It is a transcript of the gene muskelin, whose product is annotated as muskelin 1. Gene Ontology annotation, molecular function: protein binding. Gene Ontology annotation, cellular component: cytoplasm. The record is from RefSeq and is a predicted model, not a curated record. Lineage: Eukaryota; Metazoa; Arthropoda; Insecta; Lepidoptera; Papilionidae. The transcript is spliced from 15 exons. Bases 74 to 2659 code for a protein of 861 amino acids.